This is a messenger RNA of Trichoderma atroviride IMI 206040, 732 nucleotides long. RefSeq lists its product as uncharacterized. The record is from RefSeq and is a predicted model, not a curated record. NCBI's taxonomy places the organism in Eukaryota, Fungi, Ascomycota, Sordariomycetes, Hypocreales, Hypocreaceae.
AUGGCAAGCUCUUCAGCCGAAUGGCCCAUUGGGUGGAUCAUUCCCGAUACCACCGAGUACCUCUAUACCGUGCCACUGCUCGGCCCCAAUGCCGAGCAAGGUAUUAGAGUUGGAAACAACGACGACCUCGUCUGGACAAAAGGUGAGUUGUACGGCAAAAAGAUCAUCCUAGUCAACGCUUCAAGGCUACAGCUAGCCUAUGCAAGCGCCAACAUGAAACAAGCAUUCGGUAUCAAGAUCCUGUUCGUUGGAGGCACUUAUCAGUCGAUGAACAGCCUCCAUCCCAUUGGCCAUUGCAAUUUGAAGAUGCCAUAUGUGGACGAUUGGAAUUCUAACAAGUUGGCAACAUCCAUCCCCAGAGACGACAUUGAGUCCUUGGCCCAGCUGAGUGUUGCCAAGGAUCUGUUCAUAACCAGAUCAAAGGAGGGACACUUUAACCUCAAUCGAUUGAUCAGCCAAUGGGCUGAGAACAACCAAGCAGUCAAUCAUGGACUCAUAAUGCCACCAGCAACACCUGAUUCAUAUGAAGAAUGGCCAGCACAUAAGAAUGACCAAAUGUGCUGUGGCAAGGAGUUUAACAAUGAGAACUACACCAACCAGACUCCCUGCCUCAAGGUUUUGGGACUCGCGGGAUACCGAGGCAGAGCCGACAACGAUAUAAAGUGGCUUAAAUAUGCGACACUCAAGAGCGCAGCCGCCAUCGCGGGCAUUAUAUUCAGCCUUACAGUUUGA